GAUAUUAUUGGCCUAGCAGAAACAAGAAGCGGCAAGACACCAGCCUUCGCGCCACAGAUUUUACAAGGCCUGAUGAGCAAGCAGGGCCGUUUACACUCGAUUAUCCUUACGCCUACUAGAAAGCUUGCGCGGCAAGUUGUUAAUGUUCUGGAAGAUCUGGGAGGUUUGAUGUCUGUUUCGUGUACGCUGUUCAUUGGAAGGAGGGAUAUGCUU
Aspergillus ruber CBS 135680 is the source of this 213-nucleotide messenger RNA. RefSeq lists its product as uncharacterized. The annotation marks the transcript as partial. The transcript has a single exon. Gene Ontology annotation, molecular function: nucleic acid binding; ATP binding. NCBI's taxonomy places the organism in Eukaryota, Fungi, Ascomycota, Eurotiomycetes, Eurotiales, Aspergillaceae. The record is from RefSeq and is a predicted model, not a curated record.